Molecule: messenger RNA, 297 nt
Organism: Staurois parvus
Lineage: Eukaryota; Metazoa; Chordata; Amphibia; Anura; Ranidae
Source: the annotation of a GenBank genome assembly
CCGGCUCCUCCCCUUCAGUCUUGUACAGGUGUAUCGGCUCCUCCCCUUCAGUCUUGUACAGGUGUACCGGCUCCUCCCCUCCAGUCUUGUACAGGUGUACCGGCUCCUCCCCUCCAGUCUUUUACAGGUGUACCGGCUCCUCCCCUCCAGUCUUUUACAGGUGUACCGGCUCCUCCCCUUCAGUCUUGCACAGGUGUACUGACUCCUCCUCUUCAGUCUUGCACAGGUGUACCGGCUCCUCCCCUUCAGUCUUGCACAGGUGUACCGACUCCUCCCCUUCAGUCUUGCACAGGUGUA